Messenger RNA from Equus caballus (horse), 3049 nucleotides. It is a transcript of the gene FRMD3, whose product is annotated as FERM domain containing 3. Gene Ontology annotation, molecular function: cytoskeletal protein binding. Lineage: Eukaryota; Metazoa; Chordata; Mammalia; Perissodactyla; Equidae. Gene Ontology annotation, cellular component: cytoskeleton. The record is from RefSeq and is a predicted model, not a curated record.
AAUAAAACUUGAUUUUAUAGUGUUGAAUUCUGAAUGAUGUAUGCAUUUGAUAAGCCGCAGAUUUAUAGUUUUUAACCUUAUCCUUAUGGUAUGGUUGGUGGCGACAUUGAUGUCAUUUUGAUCAGGUACGAUGGUGGAUAUUUGUGCUUCAGGGAGGACCCGACACUCCUCCUUGUGGGAGGGAGGGGAUGUGGCAGGAGUAGUAGAGAAAGCAGAAAGCAAAGGAGCAGAAGCCUUUAUAUCACUGAGGAGGUACUUCCCGGGGCUUCCUUCCUCCUUCAGGAACACCCACCUUGUUUCGUAGUGGGCCACAUGAUGCAAAACUACAUGUGUGUUGGCAGCAUAAAUGUCUGAAGGAGAACCACGAUGGGCCGAGAGAUUCUGUGCCUGAUACCUCAUCCACCAUACACCAUGUGCUUUAGAGUGAAAUUCUACCCACACGAACCCUUGAAGAUUAAAGAAGAGCUCACCAGGUACCUCCUCUUCCUGCAAAUUAAAAGAGAUAUUUUCCACGGCCGACUGCUCUGCUCCUUUUCAGAUGCUGCCUACCUGGGUGCCUGUAUCGUUCAAGCUGAGCUCGGUGAUUAUGAUCCUGAUGAGCAUCCUGAGAAUUACAUCAGUGAGUUUGAGAUUUUCCCCAAGCAAUCACAGAAGCUGGAAAGAAAAAUAGUGGAAAUCCAUAAAAAUGAACUCAGAGGCCAGAGCCCACCAGUUGCUGAAUUUAACUUACUCCUGAAAGCUCACACUUUGGAAACCUAUGGGGUGGAUCCCCACCCAUGCAAGGAUUCAACAGGCACAACAACAUUUUUAGGAUUCACUGCUGCAGGCUUUGUGGUAUUCCAGGGAAAUAAGAGAAUCCAUUUGGUAAAAUGGCCCGAUGUCUGCAAGUUGAAGUUUGAAGGAAAGACUUUUUAUGUGAUUGGCACCCAGAAGGAGAAAAAAGCCAUGUUGGCAUUCCAUACUUCAACACCAGCUGCCUGCAAACAUCUUUGGAAGUGCGGGGUGGAGAACCAGGCCUUUUAUAAGUAUGCAAAAUCCAGUCAGAUCAAGACUGUGUCAAGCAGCAAGAUAUUUUUUAAAGGAAGUAGAUUUCGAUAUAGCGGUAAAGUUGCCAAAGAGGUGGUGGAGGCAAGCUCCAAAAUCCAGAGGGACCCUCCGGAGGUGCACAGAACCAACAUUACUCAGAGCCGCAGUUCUCACUCCUUGAACAAACAGCUCAUCAUUAACAUGGAGCCCCUGCAGCCCUUGCUGCCGUGUCCCUGUGAGCAGGAGGAGGAACUUCCGUUGGGUGAGGGUGUUCCAUUACCCAAAGAAGACAAUAUUUCUGCCCCCUUGAUCUCCAGCUCACCAGUGAAGGAAGCCCGGGAGUAUGAGAACCCCCCAAGAGAAGAGGAAGAUAAAAUAAGAGAAGAGCCCUUGACCAUCUCUGAACUGGCAUAUAACCCAAGUGCCAGCCUGCUCCCCACUCCCGUUGAUGAUGACGAGAUUGACAUGCUCUUUGACUGUCCAUCUAGGCUGGAAUUGGAAAGAGAAGACACAGAUUCAUUCGAGGAUCUGGAAGCAGAUGAAAAUGCCUUUCUGAUGGCUGAAGAAGAGGAGCUGAAGGAGGCUCACCAAGCUUUGUCGUGGAGCUAUGACAUUCUGAGCGGCCAUAUUCGGGUGAACCCACUGGUCAAGAUCUUUUCCAGGCUCCUGGUGGUGGGCCUGGGGCUGCUGCUCUUUGUAUUCCCCCUGCUCCUCCUCCUUUUGGAGUCAGGUAUUGAUCUCUCCUUCUUAUGUGAAAUCCGCCAGACGCCAGAGUUUGAGCAGUUUCACUAUGAAUACUACUGUCCUCUCAAGGAGUGGGUGGCUGGCAAAGUAAACCUCAUUCUCUACAUGCUGGGUUGCUCAUAAGGCUCAUAUCUCAUAUGACUAAGGGCUAUAUUCAAUACUAGUGAUUUGUUUUUUUCAGCAAAUGCCUGGUUCUGAAUGGUCACAGGGCCAUCAACAGGUGUUCUUUACUCAUAACUGAUUAUUCAAACCUUUAAGUUAGCUUUCCAUAAUUCACUGCAAUUAAAUAAGUUUAAAUCAAAUACAUUUAUUUUAUUUACAGGUCAGGAAGAUGGCCUUUAAAUAACCAAAAAUAUGUUUAUUUUUUAUUAUAUUACAGACAUACUCUUUAUCUAUUAUAUCAUAAUACGUUGAGCUGAAUUAGAUUUCCCCUUUUUUAAUAGUUAGCAGCAUUACAAGCUAUAAGGUUCAGAAUCAGAAUUUUAGUAAAAACCCAAGAGAAGGUUUUUGAAUAUAAUCCUUAGUGAAAACAACAUCUUCUAACCAAUGCCUAUACAACUAAAUUUAUGCUGGGCUUUUGUUUUUGUUUUUUUAAAAAUAUUUUUAUGUGUUCAAAAUAUUUUGGUAAAUUUUUAGCAAAAAAAAAAAAAAGAAGAAGCCACCUGGAGUUAUUUAAGUGUACAGAUUGUAAGAAUAAUGCACAAAGAGUAUGUCAGGAAUUUUUUUAAUGUUUUGGCACUGGUUUGUUUUUAAAAAUGUUUUUGGCUAAAUCAUUGCAUAAUUUGUUGUUACCUGCAUAUGAGAUAGAAAAUAGGUAGAAAGACACUGUAAUAAGUAAGCUCCUAAGAUGGAUGAUGGAACUGGAGGAUGUAGAAACUGAGAGCAUCAAAUGGACACAGGGUGGUCCAUUUAUCAAAGUAUUUGGACAAGAUGACAUUACUUUCAUUUGCAUUCUGUCCAUAUAUUUUGGCUGGGGAAGUAGAAUGUUUUUAAAGGAAAGUGAAACUUUAAAGGAAAAUAGUUAAAAGAUAUGCUAGUUAAUUGCAUAUUAUUGUACAUUAACCCAAGAGUGGAAGCAGAUGGGAAUGGGGCAAAUGGCAAGUAGCAAAACAGAGUUCUGGUGAGGCUGAUAGGCAAGUGGCAGCUGGCAGAUGAUCUGUUUGAUGAAAGUGAUGAUGAUGCAAGGUCCUGGAUGAUGUAAAGAACAGUGUACUCACUGUCCGAGUUGACAUGAAUAUGCGUAAGUGGCUCUAAAUAAAAGUGGGGAAACUUUAAGUCA